GGACGACAUUACAGAUGCCGCCUCCGCCACUAACACACGUACGGAAAUUCUGCCAUAAUCCGUCAAUAUUCGGAUUUUAAGUACGUGUUUUGAAGUGAUUGGUAACAACCUUUUCUGAUGGGUGUCUGAGGUUUGUUGGACAAUAUUGUUUUCCUCCAGGAUCGCCUGUAUUUCUGAGAAAAUCGAGGAGGGGGCAAUAUCGAUUCUGCCUGUCCUACAUUUUUAUUUCUAUUUAUUUAUUUAUUUAUUUUAUGAGGAACAGCGACGAUUAUCGCUGCGUGCUCAGCGAUUUUAUUUGUUUUCCGGGGAAGGGGUCUUUUUAAUCCCACCAGACAUAACGAUCAGAGUUUUUUGGAAAUUAGUGGAACGAGGACAGGGACCGAGGUUUAGAGAAAGAGCCGCAUCCGCCAAAGAAGUGAGAGCCAAGCGGACAUUGUGAUUGUUGAUGAAAGGACGACACAGAAACGUACGUAGAGAUCCGCAUGUUUUUAUUCAGUGGUAUUUUUAAGAUAUAUUUUAAGAAAAUAUUUUGUUUAGUGUAACUGCGCUGACACUGGGGGGUCGACCUCAGAGUAUCUGUACCACAGAGGAGCACCCUGUUCUGGGCACAAUCCGACCCGUGUGGAACACCAUCACUCGAGAAGCAACGAACGCGUGCCUCGGAUUUACUGCACGUCAGUAUUUGUGGUAAUAAGACAUUGAUGUCAUUUAUCAUCAUUGUAGCUACUGUGUCCCGUGUUUGCCAUGAUAGGGCAACGAGCGGCGUACACGAAACUAUAAACUGUAGAUAGACCAGCACAACGUUACCGCCCCUACUCGUGCCUAAACGAUAAGGAAGAGCAGAGUUUCAUAGCCCACUUUCAAAGCCGUGGCGAAAGGAAAGUAGGAGUGCUCUGGGCAAAAAAAAAGCUAAGAUGGAGAUGCUGUGACAGAAGAUUCUCUUACAUACAGCAAAUUUAUGGUCGUUAUCAAAAUUCAAGCGCUUCGACGUUGGAAUAAUUUUGUAUUUUGACCAUCACGUUCUUGUCAACAUUGGGGGACUGAUAUAUUUUAUCAGGUAAAUGAAAGAGAAUGCCUAUGGAAUAUUUAACAACAAAAAUAUUACAUAUUUGUAAAAUGUUUCAAUUUAUUUAUCAGAGUCUAAUGUUAAACGAUUGUAUAUUUUUUAUUUGAGAGAAAUAGCAAGACCUUGUCAACUGAGGGGCUUUGAUUUUUUAAAAACAAUAUUUACCGAUACGCCUGUAUUGUUGUGUUGCAACUCAACAUUCAUAGCCAUAGUCCUCAUCAGGAUAUUGAGAGAUCGAUACAACCACAAAAAUGGGCAGUGACAGUGAGAUUUUCAACCGAGAGUUGUCCAAGAUGUCUGAUGAGGAUUUGCUUGCAUGCUCUAAGGAGGAGCUGGUGAGCCGACUUCGUAAAGAGGAGUCAGACAAGAUAUCAGCCCUCAUACAGCGAGGCCGACUGAUCAAAGAGGUCAACAAACAAUUGCAGGGUCAUUUGCUUGAAAUUCGAGAGCUUAAAGUUAUAAACCAGCGGCUUCAGGAAGAAAACCAAGAACUGCGCGAUUUAUGCUGCUUCUUGGACGACGACCGGCUGAAAGUGAAGAAGCUGGCACGCGAAUGGCAACUCUUCGGCCACCACGCCGCCAAAGUGAUGCGAGAAGACCUGGGCGGGUAUCUGAAGAAACUGGCCGAUCUGGAAAGGCUGCAGGACGGCCUGGUGAAGGAGAAUUUGGACCUGAAGGAGCUUUGCCUGGUGCUAGAGGAGGAAUGCGUCAGCAGGAGCGACUCCAGCCCCGGCGGGUCGACCGAGCUCAGUUUGCCGUGCAUGGUGGCUCGCGACUUGGGCGAUGGAAGUUCCAGCACCGGCAGCGUCGGUAGUCCGGAUCAACUUCACCUGGUUUGUUCACCUGAUGACUGACGUCCUGCCGGAGGCCGCAUCACUCCCACCAUACUCCUGGGCGGAAACGAGUGAGAGUCGCAUGGAGAUCGCUGCAAAAGAGUUUUAUGCCAACCUUCUCAGAGGGAAAAUAGUUUACAAUGUUAAUCAAUUCACAUAGAACACGACUGAGUGUCGGCCUCCUGAAGCUUUUGUAUAAAACGGGGCACUCGUUUAGUAGGACGUUUAAACUUCCACAGAAGGAUAAAGGCAAAUUCUGCUAAAGAAAUGUCAUUUCUGUCUCCUCACAACUAAUGUAAAACGAAUGGAAUGAGGAUAUUACAGAGAAAAGAACCAGCGCGAUUCAGAGGAGUAUCAGUGUGGUGUUAAAUUUAAGAGAAGUUCAAAGCUGAAAGUGAAAGAUGAAUUAUGCCAAUGAUUGUUUUAAAAAUGGAGUUGUAUGAAUAUAUUAACAAUUAUAGCUGAUAUAUGGGUGUAGAAAAAAAUGGAUAUGGAAAAUAACUAUUCAGAGGGAGUGAAUAGCCAAAACAAUUGAACUGGAAUAGGUUUGUUUAUGUGCACUGGGCAGACUUUGCUAAACUUUUUCAUGCUAACCUGUAGUGGACAAGGCUAAAAUGAGUUCAUCAGCUUUAAUACAUUUGAACCUAGCUUGAAGCGAACUGGCCUGCAGUUCUGUAGAAUGUGAUCAAAUCGGAGCAGAAUCAAAAAUCAUUUAAUUCCAUUGAUGGGUGUGUCCUGGAAAGCCAUGAUAGCUGGCACAAAGUAAUGAUUGGAAAACUGUUUGUGAAAAGACUCAGCUUUAUAAAGAAUGGGUUGUCAAGUUUUCAGUGCUGUCCUCCAUUAGUCAAUCACAGAUUGGAUUCUAUGAGUUUAUAAAGGGAUUCUGUAACUAAAAAAGCAAAUAUAGUAAAUGUUUUCCAAGACACCCCUAGAUUUCCCCCAUAGUCCAGGAAAUGGCACUGUAGUAAAAGCACUCUCUGUGAUGCACUGACCUGGGGGCUUUGUAACAGUCAGGCACUGACGUGAUGUACUGUGUUUACACCCACAUUGCACUGAAUUUGUCAGGGAUAAAAACAUGCUUAGCUGGGUCCUACUGGAUUAUUAUGUACUGUGCUUGUGCAGUAGUGUACUGCAUCUGCACAACCUCAUGGUAUGUUAUUCUGAGCUGGAACUAAGAGUUUGGUUUGUACAGUACACUGGUCUGAAACACUGGGAACUGCUGGGGAUCAUCCAUACUAUUUCAGUUAAUCUGUGCCCAUUUGGUGUUACUAAGAAAUGUUUUAAAUACAAUAUUUACAUUCUAUUAUUAUGAUUCUUAUAUUAUUAUUAACUUCACUGUAGUUGAUUCUAUAUCAUUUACAUAUCACUGUCAUUUACAAAGUGGUUUUGUUUUGUGUUGAUUUUGUUUUGAGUGUUGGAUUAUUAUUGUUAACAUCAUCAUCAUUAUCAGUAUUAUUUUUAAUGAUUAUGAUUUGUGUUUUAACUAUGUAAACUGUGCUCCCUGAUUGGCUAGUGUUGGCUGUGUGGCUGGCUGUAAUUGGUGGGCUAUGCUAUUAGUGAGCAGGAGAGCUCAAAAUACACUGAGACACACAGUGUUGUGGUGGUCUUCUUGGUCCCGGUUGCACACAACACAUGCACACACACACACACACACAUACACAUACACACACACACAGAUCUACUUUAACAGGUGCUGCUUGCUUUUGGAGUACUUCACAGGCCUAUUACUUAGUCCAAAGGUGUCUGCUCCUUCUACAGCAUGGUCAAUUGAAAGCUGUGGAUGGGCCUACCCUAUUCCCUUUCCUCUGUCACCUGUAAGAUAGGACUUACUGACAACCACGAUCACUCACACUAAUACAGGCACACAUAUAUUUUGUCUGUACUCCCUCUGUCUAGCACUGAAUCACUUUCUGGCCCCACUUGCACUCAGACUUAAUGCCAGCCUUAAUGCAAGUCUUGUGAAUCGAGGUCACUCAUUUAAGUGGAGAAAGGGAGAGCAACAGAGGACCUGUGUGUCUGGCAACUGAAGGGUCACUGGGUCCAUAAACUCCCUCAGUGUCUCCUCUCCCCCUUCAUCUCUUCUUUUUCCACCCUCAUUCCCUGUCCAUGAAUUUGGCUAUCUCUACACACAGUCUCAGCAACCUCCUGCUCUUCUCUUUCUUACUUUCCUUUUCCUCUUUUUUCUUCCUCUCGUCUUUCUCCUUCUCUUCUGCCCCCCCCCCCCUUCCAUCUGUCAUGUUCUUAUAGAUUCUCAUCAUGUGUUUUUUUUCCUGAUUGGUGAGGCAGAUGGCAGCACAUGGGCUGUUUAUUUACAGCAUUACCAUUCCCUACAUUAGGAUGUCUCCAUCAAGGGGAUGAAGAGAAAUAUGAGCCUCUGGCUCAAGCGCACAACAGUACUUUUUACAACCACGCAGUAAACCCUCUGAGCAGAAACCUUUUCUCAGGUUUAUUCUAUAGGGCUGAAGUGUCUACCCCACCCCCACUCUCUCCCUGAUUCUACCCCAGUCUCCUGUGCUUCCUUCAGGGGAAGCACAUUCCAACGGAUUUCAUCUGACUGGCAGCACAUGAGCACAGCAUGCAUAAAGAGUAACUGUUCUUAGUCACCUGCAUAUCGGCGUCUGUAGUAAGAAGAGAUGGAUACAGGAAUCUGGAGCAAUGUUCUGUGUGUAUGUGCAUGUGUGGCAAUGUGUGUGUGUGUGUGUUGCUAGGGGAACAUCUGUACUCAGGACAUCCUAAAAGGAAACAGCAGGCUG
Molecule: messenger RNA, 4652 nt
Organism: Megalops cyprinoides (Indo-Pacific tarpon)
Lineage: Eukaryota; Metazoa; Chordata; Actinopteri; Elopiformes; Megalopidae
Gene: ccdc85b
Product: coiled-coil domain containing 85B
Exons: 1
Coding region: 1318-1920 (200 amino acids)
Biological process (GO): negative regulation of DNA-templated transcription
Cellular component (GO): nucleus
Source: RefSeq, a predicted model, not a curated record